AUGACAAGCUCGUUGACUAUUCUUACUGCAUCAGUGCUGUCGGCGUUUCUGGCUGCCGAUGCGUGCCAACCGGAGAAUGUGGACCGAUGCGUGAAGGGCGUGUACGACAGCUCCAAGGGUGACCCGGCCUUCCUUCCGCUGAGCUCGGAACAGCUGUCGCACUUUUGCACGAGAGUGGUCGACGCGAGAGGCUGCAUAAUGAGGGAAUCGGAGGGUUGUCCCGACAGAGCGAGGUCCUUCCUGGAAGCCACAAUGGAAGGUCUUAAGGUCGCCUACGAAGACCUCUGCAAGAGCCACCAUCUGCAAAAGAAUGCUGUGUAUCUACGGACGGCGCAGUGCAUUCGUCAGAACCCUGCCACGCAUUGUAUGUACCUGUACAUCAACCAGCUAGACUCAAUUGUGGGCUCCAACGCUACUGCCAAAAUGCAGAUGGCUUGCUGCAACAUGCAGUUUUACUCACUGUGCGCCCGUGCUUCCAUCACGAAGACGUGCGGUGAGACCGCGGCAGACCAGGUAAUGGACCUGAUAAACGGCAUGGCGCAGGCGCCAAUCCUGGCCAGCUGCGGAAACAACAUACCCGGCUCAGAAAAGUGUCGCAAUGCCCCUUACAUCACAGCUGACAAAGUGAUGGUGCCUAAGGGUACCGUGCUUUCACGUACAGCUCAAGAUCAUCCUCGAAGAGUCGUGAUCGAACUUAGCGGGUAAUAAAGUGCUCUAAUACCUGUGGUGUAUCGGCGUUGAAAACUGUUGGUUGCUUGUUUUGCGCGAGUGCUGUUACAUGCACGUACUCCAGAAAAUCUUCCCAUUCAUAAUGAGACGCCCGAACUGCGACACAUGUGUACCUCCUACAAAAUACUAUGUUAAUAUUUGCUGUUACUAAGGCUGCAUGUCCGGCUUUUAUUAGCAAUCGUUUAUUU
Rhipicephalus sanguineus (brown dog tick) is the source of this 917-nucleotide messenger RNA. RefSeq lists its product as uncharacterized. The coding region runs from base 1 to 705 and encodes 234 amino acids. The record is from RefSeq and is a predicted model, not a curated record. The transcript is spliced from 5 exons. Lineage: Eukaryota; Metazoa; Arthropoda; Arachnida; Ixodida; Ixodidae.